Molecule: messenger RNA, 1683 nt
Organism: Mobula hypostoma (lesser devil ray)
Lineage: Eukaryota; Metazoa; Chordata; Chondrichthyes; Myliobatiformes; Myliobatidae
Gene: stx1b
Product: syntaxin 1B
Exons: 10
Coding region: 66-929 (287 amino acids)
Biological process (GO): intracellular protein transport; synaptic vesicle fusion to presynaptic active zone membrane; exocytic insertion of neurotransmitter receptor to postsynaptic membrane
Cellular component (GO): synaptic vesicle; endomembrane system; plasma membrane
Molecular function (GO): SNARE binding; SNAP receptor activity
Source: RefSeq, a predicted model, not a curated record
UUGCCGGGCCCUGGACCAAGGAGGCAGGCAGUGUGAGAGCAUCGCAAAGCGCAUCUGUAGCCAAUAUGAAGGACCGCACACAGGAGCUCAGGAGCGGCAAGGACAGUGACGACGAUGAUGAAAUCGUUCACGUUGACCGGGACCAUUUCAUGGAUGAAUUCUUUGAACAGGUGGAAGAAAUCCGCGGCUGCAUUGAGAAGCUGUCGGAAGACGUAGACAAAGUGAAGAAACAACACAGUGCCAUCCUCGCCGCCCCCAACCCGGAUGACAAAAUCAAACAGGACCUCGAGGAUCUCACGGCUGACAUCAAGAAAACCGCCAACAAGGUCCGCUCCAAGUUAAAAACCAUCGAGCAGAGCAUUGAGCAGGAAGAAGGGCAGAACCGAUCUUCUGCAGAUCUGCGAAUUCGGAAAACUCAGCACUCCACCCUGUCUCGGAAGUUUGUGGAGGUGAUGACGGAAUACAACGCCACUCAGUCCAAGUACCGGGACCGCUGCAAGGAUCGGAUUCAACGACAGCUGGAAAUCACCGGCCGAACUACAACCAAUGAAGAACUGGAGGACAUGCUGGAGAGCGGCAAGCUGGCUGUCUUCACCGAUGAUAUCACUAUGGACUCCAAGAUCACGAAGCAGGCCCUAAACGAGAUCGAGACCCGCCACACGGAAAUCAUCAAGCUUGAGAACAGUAUCCGCGAGCUCCAUGACAUGUUCGUCGACAUGGCGAUGCUCGUCGAGAGCCAGGGGGAGAUGAUUGAUCGUAUCGAGUACAAUGUGGACCACUCGGUGGAUUACGUAGAGCGUGCCGUUUCGGACACAAAAAAAGCUGUAAAGUACCAGAGCAAAGCUCGCAGGAAGAAGAUUAUGAUCAUUAUCUGCUGUGUGGUCCUGGCAGUCGUCAUCGCCUCCACCUUCGGAGGGAUCUUCGGUUGAUGGAGCCUCGGUUGGGGGGGGGGUGCUUGACCGGGGGUUGGGGACAGACCGGUAGCUGGGCUAACCCCACCCCUUGCCCCCACCCCUCGGGGGAGGGGAACGUUGCUGUUGUCGUGUUCCUGCCGUGCAAUUUGCGUGUUUGGGGCAGUCACCUGUGUCCUUCUGUGCUUCACCCCAGAGGCAGGGGUGAGGGGGGAAAAGAGGGAGUGGGGAUCAGGGAAAGAAGGGGGGCAGCAGAGAAGCUCUCAAAACUUCCCCAUCGUCCCCUCAUUCCACCCCCUCUACUACUUCCCCCCACCGUGCCCCCCUCACCUGCUCCUUUGCUCCCCUUGCCUCUCACUCCCUUCACCCCCUGACAUGCCCCCUCACUCCCCUUACCCCCUCACUCCCCUUACCCCCUCACCUCCUCUCUCACUCCCCUUGCCCCUUCUCUCCCCUUACCCCCUCACCUGCCCCCUCACUCCCCUUACCCUCUCACCUGCCCCCUUGCUCCCCUUACCCCCUCACCUGCCCCUAACUCCCUUUUCCCCCUCACUCCCCUUGCCCCCUCACCUGCCCCUUGCUCCCCUUACCCCCUCACCUUCCCCUAGUCCCCUCACUCCCCUUACCCCCCACCUGCCCCCUCAACAUCCUUCUUCCCUCCUUCACUGUGGUAGGCCUGGGGAAAGAGAAAAGAGGGAGGAGAGGAGGGAAUGAGGGGGAGAGGAGGGAAAGAGGGGGAGAGGAGGGAAUGAGGGGAGGGGGAGAAGGGAAG